AUGGAUAUGAAAAAUUAUAAUCAGGCCAUGAUUGCCACAUAUUCCCGUCGGACGGCGGUGGAGAGCUCGGCGUACAUGCUGCCUCUUAUCCAGCCGCACAUGCGCAUACUAGAUGUGGGCUGCGGACCAGGUACCAUCACGCUAGAUCUUGCGGCUCUUGUACCGGAAGGGAGCGUGGACGGCAUCGACGCCAGCGACAGCGCCAUCGAGAACGCACAGGCGUUAUGCAAACAGCGUGGGAUCGCGAACGCAACGUUUGUAGUGGGGGAUAUAGCCAAGCUGCCAUUCAAUGAUGAUUCCUUCGACAUCGUUCAUGCGCACCAAGUUCUCAUCCAUUUACCGGGCCAACACGGCGAACCUGGCCCAGUCUGGGGGCUCAAAGAGAUGCGGCGAGUAUGCAAGCCCGGAGGAUUCGUCUGUGCGCGAGAAGCGGAAUGGUCCUCUAUCGUGAUAUACCCGCGUAUACAUGGUGUGAAAGAAAGUCUCGAUGUCCUGUCGAGGCUCGCAGACCAUUCUGGAAAGAUCAUUGCUGGUGGUCGAGGGAGGGAGUUUGCUCGCAGGGCGGGAUUCAGUCCCGAGGCAAUCACGGCUUCUGCUGCUUGUGUCACGUACACGAAUUCGGCUGAUCGUGCCUGGGCGGGACAGAAUAUGGCAUUUAGAUUUGAUGCAGCGGCGGACUUGAGGAAAGGGGUGGAACUCGGGUUCGUGACUGAAGAGGAGGCGACGCGUAUGCCGGCGGCCUGGAGGGAGUGGGCGGAGGCAGAGGACGGCUUCUAUUCGAUGCUUCAUGGUCAGAUUGUGUGCACAAAGUGA
Xylaria bambusicola is the source of this 813-nucleotide messenger RNA. RefSeq names its product methyltransferase type 11. The transcript has a single exon. The record is from RefSeq and is a predicted model, not a curated record. NCBI's taxonomy places the organism in Eukaryota, Fungi, Ascomycota, Sordariomycetes, Xylariales, Xylariaceae. Gene Ontology annotation, molecular function: methyltransferase activity. Bases 1 to 813 code for a protein of 270 amino acids.